Siniperca chuatsi (mandarin fish) is the source of this 2374-nucleotide messenger RNA. RefSeq names its product cytohesin 1 interacting protein. Gene Ontology annotation, molecular function: protein binding. NCBI's taxonomy places the organism in Eukaryota, Metazoa, Chordata, Actinopteri, Centrarchiformes, Sinipercidae. The transcript has 8 exons. The record is from RefSeq and is a predicted model, not a curated record. Bases 406 to 1485 code for a protein of 359 amino acids.
GUGAGAGAGGCUGGAAGCAGGUGCUGGUGGAGGAGUGAGGUGGCAAUUUCUCAUGCAUUGCUGGUUUCUGACAGACCAUAAAUCGAAUUGCUAAGACUGCAAAAAGGGAAAGGGACUGUUUGAAGGGGCAUAAUAAGAAAAAGGUUUAAACAUCCUCCUUCAUUUGCUUUUCAAAACAGCAGAUCAGCCCUUCUCAGGAAAGAGAAAGAAGAAGAAGAAAAAAGUUAAAAGAGGUGAACAGGAAAGUAGGUAUGUGAAGCUGUGAUCUGCAGGUCCACCACAGCCGUCACAUGAUGUGGAUUUCCUCUUUGACACAUUUAGCCGGCUGCACAGCGGGGCAGAGCCACACAAUCACUGAAGAGCUGCUGCAGCAGGACAUGAUGGUGCUUUGAGGACUAUUCUACCAUGCAAUCCACCAUGAAUGUCAAUGGACUUCAACGCCAGAGCAGCCAAGAGAAUUACAUUCUGGAUAAUACUCUGAGGAAGAAAAAUUCCCUGUGGUACCGGCGCUCACUGAGGGGAAACAAUGAUCGACACCGGCAGAACACAGGUUCUCUGCCCAGACCACGCAAGCCCAAACUAAGCCACUCCAACUCACUGGUUGAUUACUCUGAUCCACAAAGGACCACAAUUGUACUGGAAAAGCAAGACAAUGAAACAUUUGGUUUUGAAAUCCAGACCUAUGGCCUGCAGCUGAAAGACAGCUCUGCAGUGGAGAUGUGCACGUUUGUGCGCAAGGUGCAGGAGGACAGCGCUGCUGAGAGUGCUGGCCUGACAGCAGGAGAUAUUAUCGUCACUAUCAACGGGGUCAGCAUUGAAGGAUCAUCUCAUCAGCACAUACUUGAUCUGAUAAGACAAUCAACCAACAGUCUAAAGAUGGAGACUGUAUGUGGGAAUGUAGUGAAGCAGAUAGAGCUGGAGAAGAGGAUGAACCUGCUUAAGCAAACACUACGUGAGAAACUGGUGGAGCUGCAAGCACUUACAUCACAGGAAAAACGCCUAAUGCGAGGUAACUUGAACAACAGCAGCCUCCACCUCUCAAUGGACUGUUCAGCGAUUCUGAGCUCCCACACAAGCCGCUGUGGCCGGCGUUUUUCUAGUGACAGUAGCUACAGGAGCGUGAUGACAGAUGACAGUGACCAUGCCAGUGUGUUUGGGGAUCUGAACUCUCCCAGCCCCUGCAGCGCAGCCAGCACCACAGAUGAUGGCUGCUUCUUCUCCGGAGAUUUUCCUUCACAGGACAGCUCCAGCAGGUUUUCAUCGAGCUCCAGCCAUCAUCAUCAAUCCCUCAGCCGCUCCAGCAGCUCCAGUUUGGCCGGCAGCAGCUGCUCCCUCUCUCCUUCGUGGGAGGAAACAAGGAUCUCCUCCUUGUUUGGUACCCUGCCCCGUAAAAGCAGGAGAGCCAGUGUUCGCAAACACAUCUUCAAGUUAAUUCCUGGACUCCAGCGAUCAGUUGAAGAGGAGGAGACGGGAACAAACACUUAGUGACAUGUUGUUUACAUGCUCCUCAUGUCUACUUGAUCAUGAGGGCUAACAAGGUUUCUUGUGCUCUGAACAGGUUGCAGAAAGAAAUAGACACUGUAAUGAAGUGUUUCCCCACACGUAGCUUAAUAGGUUGGGUUAACAAUUUAAAAACAUUCGCUUUAAUGGGAGCACAGAGAUGACAGACAUUGUGGCACUUGGCAUUUGUCAAUGUCAAAGUUUAUAUCAAGAGGGUCCUGAGCCUAUAAGGUGAGCCUGGCUCGCUUAGACUUGUGGUGGCACAAAAGCAUUAAGAAAAUGUAAAAUGUUCUCUCUUUGAACAAGUGUUUGAAUAAAUGUGUGCAUACAAGAUUGUAGCCUAAUGUAUGAUAGAUGAGAUUAUGUAUCCUACUAGCUUGAAUGAAGAACUAAAAUGUUCUUUUCCCACGCCAUGAUCAGUGUGAUCAGCAUUAAUCAUCAGUCUGAACUGCAGUAGCUGUAUUCAUGUAGCACCUUGAAUUGUAAAAUGAGAUUAUAGUGACUUAAAUUACAUGAGAACCAUUAAUUUUUCAGAUAAACAUUUCAUAGGUACUUCUGUCAUGUUUAGGUGCUGAAAACCAAAACCAAAGCUUUACUCUGUAUAGAUGGCUGCUCAGCUCAAAACAGGAUGUGGGUACAAGAGGUGCUACUUAACAUUUUCAUUUUACAAAAUCGUUUUCAGGCUGUAUACUAUUUGCUUGAACCCUGAAACUCCUUGUAAAUUCUGAAUAUACUGACAUUUGUGUGAAUCGCUUUCAGUGGUAAGAAAAUACAACUUUUUAGAGAAUGUCAUGCUCUAUUUUUUGGUAUCAAAUCAAGAUUAUAUGUAUGCAAAAUAUUUUUUAACAAAAUAAUAAACUUUCUUACAAACCCA